ACAGUUCAAGCUGGAAACGUCAGCACUCUAAAUAGAAAUGUUUCAAGAGAAGUAGUGGAAGGGAAGGCAUGGAUCGUCUUCGUGUACGCAGAGUUUAUUAUUUUACGAUUGAAUACUGAAGAGUAAACUUUUUUUUGCAUCUCUAAUAUCAAAUUAAACAAUAAAAAUGUCAUCCGAGCCUAUUCUGAAUCCUCCAAUUCCUUAUGUGGGAGCUGUUGAAGGUGGUUUAGUACCUGGAAAAAUGGUUAAAAUACAAGGAAAAGUUCCUCCAGAUGCUGUGCGCUUUGCUGUGAAUUAUCAAUUAGGACCUACAUUAAAUCCAAGAGAUGAUAUAGCCAUUCAUGUUUCACCACGUUUCUCAGAUGGAUUUAUUACUAGAAAUCACAUCGUAUCAAUGACUUGGGGAAUGGAAGAAAAUGAAGGUCCUAUGUGGAUACAACCUGGUCAAGAAUUUGAGAUGAUUCUAUUAUGUGAUCAUACAUGUUACAAGAUUGCUAUAAAUGGCAGACAUUUUACUGAAUUUGUUCAUCGACUACCAUAUGAAAAAGUUACACAUCUGGUUAUUGAUGGUGAUGUAGAUGUGAAUUCCAUUUUAUAUGAGAAUGUUCCUGUUGAUCCACCUCGUUCUCCUAGAGCUGUACCUACACCAGAUGUACCUGCUGCUAAUUUUGGACCACCACAACCUGGUGGAUUAUAUCCUACAAUAGGUCCACAAACACCAUCAGGUGGAUAUGGUCCACCCCCAGGUCCUGGUUAUGGUCCACCACCUCCAGGUCCUGGUUAUGGUCCACCACCUCCAGGUCCUGGUUAUGGACCUCCACCUGAUGCAUAUGGAGGACCUGGUUAUAAUCCUGCAGGGCCAUAUGGGUAUCAACCUGGAUAUCAAAAAGCUGAAGAAGAAGAUACAUUUGGUGCUACUUUAAGUAAACUUGGUUUAGCAGUAGGGGGAGCAUACUUGCUACAUAAAAAGACACAAGAAAAUGCUGAAAAGGAUAAUGAAAAAUCAGAUGCUUCUAAAUCAAAAACAGAAAGUGAAGGUGGUUUGGGAAAUCUUGGAUCUCUUGGUGCAGCUUUAGCAAGCAGCUUAGUAAGCAAUGCUUUAAGUAACUCACAGGCACAGCAAGGCUAUCCUCCUCAACAAUCAGGUGGCAGUGGUGUAUUAGGCUCUAUUCUUGGAGCAUUAGGUGGUGGUGGUGGUAAUAAUGCAGCACCACCUCCUCCAAGUCAGCCAAGUGACCCAUUGAAAGGAGCCUUAGGAUCUAUUCUUGGUGGUGUUCUUGGAGGUGGUGGACACCAGCAACCAAAUUAUCAACCUUCAGGAGGUUAUGGAAAUUAUCAACCUUCUAGUGGAUAUGCUAGCCAACAACCAAAUUCAGGUUCAGAUCUUUUGUCUGGAAUAGGUUCUGCAAUUGGUUCUUCUUUGCUUAGUUCUGCUUUAGAUGGUCUUAGCAACAAGCGUGGUACAGAAAAGUCUCGUGGAGGGGAUCAUGCACCACCUCCACCAUCUUAUACACCAAGUGUUCCACCCCCUGCACAACCCCCUGCAUCUUCUGAUAAUACUUCUGCUUCAGGACAUAAAUUAACAGCAGAUGAAAUUUCAAAAGGCCUAGGUUUGGAUGACUAAU
Habropoda laboriosa is the source of this 1625-nucleotide messenger RNA. Its product is annotated as galectin-9-like. The record is from RefSeq and is a predicted model, not a curated record. Bases 167 to 1624 code for a protein of 485 amino acids. Gene Ontology annotation, molecular function: carbohydrate binding; galactoside binding. NCBI's taxonomy places the organism in Eukaryota, Metazoa, Arthropoda, Insecta, Hymenoptera, Apidae. The transcript has 6 exons.